Messenger RNA from Electrophorus electricus (electric eel), 2165 nucleotides. RefSeq names its product aldehyde dehydrogenase 3 family, member A2a (gene aldh3a2a). NCBI's taxonomy places the organism in Eukaryota, Metazoa, Chordata, Actinopteri, Gymnotiformes, Gymnotidae. Gene Ontology annotation, biological process: aldehyde metabolic process. Gene Ontology annotation, cellular component: cytoplasm. Gene Ontology annotation, molecular function: 3-chloroallyl aldehyde dehydrogenase activity; aldehyde dehydrogenase (NAD+) activity. The record is from RefSeq and is a predicted model, not a curated record.
CAAGUCAGGUUUCCAGUCUUAUGACAGUGUACUCAGUUCUGAAAGCAACAUACAGUGUACAAACGAUUAACAUACUAGCUAUGACGCCAUGUGAAUUACGACGCUAGCUAUGAUGUCACAAUGUGAAGUUGCUCCAUCGAUUGUUGUUGGAAUCCUUGACAGUUCCAAGAUAUGCGCUAUUUUUAAGAUCCAUGAAGAUGUCCAGCUAGACUAGCUCCUGCCAAGCAAGAAUGCCUCUAGAGCAGCUGCCAUUGGUCGCUCUGCAGGCCAGGAAGGCCUUCCAAACUGGGAGGUCUAAACCCAUCGAUUUUAGAGUCCAGCAGCUGAAAAACCUACAAAGAUUCAUCACGGAAAAACAGAAAGACAUCACUGAUGCUCUCAAAAAGGACCUUCACAAGAGUGAGAAUGGAACACUGCUCUAUGAGCUCCUUGGCCUUGAGGGAGAGAUCAACAUGGCCAUCGCCAACCUGUCAGUUUGGAUGGCCCCUCGUCCUGUGGCUAAAAACCUUCUCACUAUCUCAGAUGAGGUGUACAUUCAGCCAGAACCCCUUGGUGUUGUGCUCAUCAUUGGAGCUUGGAAUUAUCCGAUAACAGUUACCCUUCAGCCACUUGUAGGGGCUAUUGCUGCAGGAAAUGCAGUGGUAGUGAAGCCAUCAGAAGUCAGCUGUCACACAGCCAAAGUCCUGGAGCUCUUGCCUCUCUACUUGGACCCAGAGAUGUACCCUGUGGUGACUGGAGGAGUUCCUGAGACCCAGGAGCUGCUGAAGCAGCGUUUUGACCACAUCUUCUACACGGGGAACAGCAUGGUGGGAAAACUGGUUAUGGAAGCAGCUGCACGGCACCUCACACCUGUGACUCUGGAGCUGGGAGGGAAGAACCCCUGUUACAUAGAUAAAGACUGUGACCUAGAAAUCGCCUGCCGCCGCAUUACAUGGGGGAAGUAUAUUAACUGUGGACAGACCUGCAUUUCACCUGACUACAUUCUCUGUGAGCCCAGCAUACAAGAUAAAGUGGUGGAGGAGAUUAGAAAAUCCAUUAAGGAAUUUUAUACAGAUGACCCCAAGACCUUUAUAGACUAUGGACGUAUUAUCAACCAACGUCAUUUCAAGAGGAUAAUUGCUCUGUUUGAGGGUAGCACAGUGGCUAUAGGGGGAGAAAAUGAUGAAUCCCAAUGCUACAUUGCUCCAACUGUAUUGAGGGAUGUAACUCCAGAAUCAAAGGUGAUGCAAGAGGAGAUCUUUGGGCCUGUGUUGCCCAUCGUCCCAAUAAAGGGAGUGAAUGAAGCCAUCCAGUUUAUCAAUGAGCGAGAGAAGCCUUUAGCACUUUAUGUAUUCUCUUCCAGUAAUAAGGUAAUCAAGCAGAUGAUAUCAGAGACGUCCAGUGGAGCACUGCUGGCCAAUGACUGUCUUAUUCACUAUACCAUCAGUGACUUGCCUUUUGGUGGUGUUGGGAACAGUGGCAUGGGUUGUUACCAUGGCAAAAGCACGUUCGAUCAGCUGAGUCACUUGCGCAGCUGCCUCAUCAAAAGGCUAGGCAUGGAGCAGCUGAAUGGCAUGCGCUACCCUCCCCACACGGCGGAGAAGCUGCGCUUGGCCCGCCUCCUCCUCCUCAAGCAAGUCAGUCUGGGCCGCGUGCGGCACCUGGUGCAGGCCACCACGCUCAUCAUGCUCGCGGCAUUCGUGGUGCAGAGAUUCUUGCGAUAAGGCAGCUGAAAGCAGGCAGUGAAACUCUUGUCCAUGGGUCUUCUGGUAGUUUGUCACCUUUAUCGUUGGAUUCACGUAAUAGUCCUGUUACACUUUUUUAUCUUUUUAGCUGAUAAGGUGCAGCUGAAAAUGUUAUGGCACUACAAGAAGGAAUUACUAUGUUCCAUUAUAGGUUAUAAAUGAUUAAAUGUGGUUUUCAAUGAGGGUAUUGAAGGCCAAAUAAAAUGCAGGGGUUUUUACACAGAAAACACUUCUGUACCAUUAAUAAGGUGAGAUUGAUGUGAUUCUAAAUAAUACUUGUGCAAACGACAAUAUAAAGAAACAACUGUGGAACUUUAAACCAUCAUUACGCAUGCCUGGAUUUCUAUGGUUUUUACUUUUUUUGUAGGAGAAUUAAAAAAUUGAGUAUGCAAUUUGUCACGAGAGAUUGAAGGAUUAUUAAAGUUUUUGAAACAAAAGCAA